CGCACACACACUCGCAGUGCACAGUACGAAGAGAUUCUCAUUUGGGGAGUAGAGCAGCACAAGGGAAAUGGUGCGAGAGGCAGGGAAACUGGAGUUGGACAUUCAGCAGGAGAGGAAAUGCUUUUCUGGAACCAUCUCGUGAGGUAUCUCAAGAUGGCCUGUAUUUCUGCACAACUUUGCUAAAACCUUUCUAAACCCAAUACCAAUUGUUUCCAGAAAGCAAAAGCCCUCUGAGUCUAUUAUUUAAAUGCAUUUGUACAGCCGUGCUGCUAUGGACGACUGAAACAUGAGCAUCAUAAAAGCUUUCUGGACCUCUGACUCUGGCCCUUCUCUCUUCUUGGAUCUCAUCUCUCUAAUAUAGCACCAAAGGAGGGUUACAGCUGUGAGGGUUACAGAGCUGGCUGUAGGGGGUGGAUGAAAAAGAAGCUCAUGAAGCAGAAGAUAGCCCAUAUCCAUAGGAAUAUACUUGCUUCUGGAAUAUCUCAAUCAUUUGGAAUAUUGUGAUACUUUGGGAAAACACAUUAUUUUGGAAUACUGGAAAUAUUGUUAUUACUCACCAUCAUGAAGGUGAGUCCAACUUCCUGUCUGUGUCCUGUGCUUCUCUGUCUCUGCUUCCUGGAGAGAGGCUAUGGGGCAAGUCACCACGGACAGGCCAGGAUGAUCUCCAGGAAUCACAAUCUGACUCACAGUCACAACCAUACAAAAGAUGGGGAGACAGAAGUCCACCACAGACCAAAGCGGGGAUGGAUAUGGAACCAGUUCUUUGUACUGGAGGAGCACAUUGGACCAGAUGCACAGUACGUAGGAAAGCUUCAUUCAAAUUCAGAUAAAGGCGAUGGUUCUGUCAGAUAUAUCUUAAGUGGGGAAGGAGCAGGAACUAUCUUCAUAAUCAAUGAGGUAACAGGAGAUAUCCAUGCCACCAAGAGUCUGGACCGGGAGAAAAAGUCCCAUUAUGUUCUCCAUGCUCAAGCCAUUGACCUGAACACCAACAAACCCUUGGAACCAGAGUCUGAGUUUAUUAUCAAAGUGCAAGACAUCAAUGACAACGCACCCAAAUUCCCUGAUGGCCCUUUCAUCACGUCUGUCCCUGAGAGGUCAGAAGUCGGUACUUCAGUAUUCCAAGUGACAGCAACAGAUGCUGAUGACCCCACCUAUGGAAACAGUGCUCGCGUGGUGUACAGCAUUUUGCAUGGACAGCCCUACUUCUCUGUAGACCCACAAACAGGAGUAAUCAGAACAGCAUUGCCUGACAUGGAUCGAGAAGCAAGAGAGCACUAUACAGUGGUCAUCCAGGCCAAAGACAUGGCAGGACAGGUGGGAGGACUCUCAGGCUCCACCACAGUUAACAUCACACUUACUGAUGUCAAUGAUAACCCUCCCAAAUUUCCCCCAGAAAGCUUCCAGGUGUUUGUGCCUGAGUCUGCCCAGGUGGGGAAACCGGUGGGAAAGAUCAAAGCAGAAGAUGAAGACGUGGGUGUCAAUGCUGAAAUCAAAUACAGUAUUAUUAACCAGGAAGGAGCCAACAUGUUCUCAAUAGCUACAGACAAAGACACAAGAGAGGGCAUCAUUAGUCUGAAAAAGCCACUUAACUAUGAAAAGAAGAGACAGUACACUCUGCAUAUCGCAGCAGAGAACACACACCUUGACCCUCGCUUCUCUCAUCUGGGAUCAUUUAAGGAUAAUGCCACUUUCAAGAUAACAGUUGGGGAUGUGGAUGAACCACCUGUUUUCUCAAUGGAUUACUAUAUUAUGGAUGUCUAUGAGAAUGCAAAAAUUGGCACAGAAGUUGGAUCAGUUGCAGCACAGGAUCCAGACAGCAGGAACAGUCCAAUCAGGUAUUCCAUAGAGCAAAGAGAAGGAAGUGAGGGAUAUUUUGAUAUCGAACCUAUCAGCGGAAUCAUUAGAACCACUCACCUCCUGGACAGAGAGGACAUAGCCUGGCACAACAUCACUGUCAUGGCAAAAGAGGAGGAUAACCCAAGUCUUCUGAGUCAUGUCCCCGUCACGAUUCAGGUACUAGAUGUAAACGACAACCCGCCAGAAAUCAACACAGAGGACGAAAUCCUCAUUUGUGAAAGCAUAAGUGCAGGACAGAUCAUCCAGACGAUCAGUGCUGUGGAUAAGGAUGACUUUGCAAAUGGACCAAGAUUUUAUUUCUCUUUCCCUGGAGGAAUUCCGAUUAAUCCCAACUUUACCUUAAAGGACAAUGAAGACAGCACGGCUAGCAUUUUAGCGAGGCGGCGCCGUUUCCACAGGUUGACUCAGGAGAUAUAUGAGCUGCCCGUGGUGGUGUGGGAUGGAGGUGAGCCCCUACUGAGCAGCACCAGCACACUGACCCUGCGUGUGUGCCAGUGUCAGCGUGGUACCCGGCACAAAAUCUGUCAGGGUGAGGCUUUCCUUUCUUCUGCAGGCCUCAGCACUGGAGCGCUUAUCGCCAUCCUGCUGUGUGUGCUAAUACUGCUGGCAAUCGUGAUUCUGUUCAUCACUUUGCGGCGAAGCAAGAAAGAGCCACUGAUCAUCGCAGAGGAAGACGUUCGGGAAAACGUGGUCACCUAUGAUGAUGAAGGUGGAGGCGAGGAGGACACUGAAGCUUUUGAUAUCAUUGCUCUGCGCAAUCCUGAAGCUGCAGAAGAGCUCAAGUUCCGGAGAGAUGUUCGGCCCGAGGGGGGUUAUCCCAGGUCAGCAAGAAGACCCUGCCGCUAUGACUGUAGCCGUCAUAGUCCUACCUCACUGGAGACGGAUGAGGAUACAAAUGUCCAUGACUUCAUUAAACAGAGACUAGUAGAGGCAGACCAGGAUACUAGUGUACCCCCUUACGAUUCGCUACAGACUUACGCAUAUGAAGGUCAAGGGUCACCAGCAGGUUCCAUCAGUUCUCUAGGCUCACCUGGAAUCCAUUCUGAACAGGAGUACAACAGCUUGGAUGAGUGGGGUCCAGAAUUUAAAAAACUAGCUGAACUCUCCGGGGAGGAGGCUGGUAUGGAACAUGAACCAAAUGCAAAUGAGCCUGAUGAAUGCACUUAAUUUUUUUAGACUGUUUAAAAAAACUUUGAACAACACACACAUGUGCACACACACACACACACACACACACACACAGAAAUAACAGACAUAAACUGCUCUCUUUUGCUACCAUGGAUGUCAUUGUUUUAUCAAUAAGGUCAAACGUUUUCAGACUGUUAUCCUGCUGAAAAGACUUACUGACCUGCAUUUUUCUUCUCAUAACAUUGGAGGAGAUCAAUUUGAGGAGGAAAACUUAAAAAGAAAAACAGAAAAAAAAAUGGAAAAAGUUAAAUAUUUUCCCUGGUGUAUAUUUUUUAUUGCUCAAUAAAGUUCUAAAAUGUGGACACAUGGAUAUAUGUGAUAAAAGUGUAACUAAUCAUUUUCUGUCUAACAUACAUUGCCAGUCUAGUGUACUAUGGGAAAAAACAAUUUUCAGGGUUAUUGCUGACAUAAAAUAUGUAUUUUUGUAAUAUUUUAGCACUUACACAUCUUAAAACAAUAUACAUUACAUCACCUUUCUGCAAAGAAUUAACUUUAUUUCCUGUAGUGGAACAUGUUACAAGAAAAUGUGAUUCUAGGUUUUGCAUAGGUGCAGGAUAGCUUGUGUUAUUCAUUUUUAUAAUAUAAUGUGCAUAAUCCACAGUAAAUUCUGUUAUUAGGCUAAUAUAUGAUGUCUAGGAAGCCCACAACAUUAACAAAUGUUAAUGCAUGAGAGCAGCGUACACUGUUCAAAUAUGUUUUCAGAGACUAUAACAACAGCCUUCAUUGAUGAAAUACUCAGACUCAUUAUACAGUAAUAACCCAUAUUUCCAUUAGCACUUCCGUAUCUGUGUUUAUUAUUACACGUAAAGUUUCCUUUUAUUACAUCCUGGCUCCUCAGGCACUAGCCUCUCUUUCAGCCCUUGGGGUAGACUGAUGUUUUAUGUACACUAGACAAAUGAAAGGAGGCAUUAAUGAAUAUUUUAGUGUUUAUGUACAUUCAUGUCUGUAUGUGUGUCAAAUGUGUAAAUCCAAGAGAAGGAUACUUAUUAGUGCUCGAACAGUCCAUGUGGAACAGCAUCUCUAGCUAGAAA
Messenger RNA from Pangasianodon hypophthalmus (striped catfish), 4076 nucleotides. Its product is annotated as cadherin-18. Gene Ontology annotation, molecular function: calcium ion binding; cadherin binding. Gene Ontology annotation, biological process: adherens junction organization; calcium-dependent cell-cell adhesion; cell morphogenesis. The transcript is spliced from 12 exons. Gene Ontology annotation, cellular component: plasma membrane; adherens junction; catenin complex. Bases 562 to 3024 code for a protein of 820 amino acids. NCBI's taxonomy places the organism in Eukaryota, Metazoa, Chordata, Actinopteri, Siluriformes, Pangasiidae. The record is from RefSeq and is a predicted model, not a curated record.